Polistes canadensis is the source of this 4237-nucleotide messenger RNA. RefSeq names its product indole-3-acetaldehyde oxidase-like. Bases 220 to 4029 code for a protein of 1269 amino acids. Gene Ontology annotation, molecular function: FAD binding; oxidoreductase activity; 2 iron, 2 sulfur cluster binding. The record is from RefSeq and is a predicted model, not a curated record. The transcript is spliced from 25 exons. Lineage: Eukaryota; Metazoa; Arthropoda; Insecta; Hymenoptera; Vespidae.
CUCCGGUUAUAUGAGAUAGUUACAAUCCUUCUCUCAAAUCGUUCGGAUAAAAGAUAGGUUGAGCAAAAAUUUAUCUUUUUAAAAAGUUUCAAAUCAUCUUGCAAUCGGAUAAACGCAUAUCUGUUUAUAAAUAAGUUCGUCGUGUAGAAAACAAAAUUGUGUGAUCGAGAAAUUAAAACAAUUUAGAUUUCAUUUGUUUGUGUCGAAUUUGUAUUAAUUAUGGCACCGACAAUGGACUUACUUUGGGAUUCUAAAUCUACCGUCGACUUGACUAUUAACGGUAACCCAUACACAGUAUCCGAGGAUGUCCCACCUAAUACGACUCUAAACGUUUUUAUUAGAGAAUAUGCGAAAUUACGUGGUACAAAAGCUAUGUGUCACGAAGGUGGUUGUGGUGCUUGUAUCGUUGCUGCCACAAUAAGAGGAGAAACAAUGGCAGUUAAUUCUUGUCUUGUACCUAUUUUUAUAUGCAACGGAUGGGCGAUCGAGACUAUCGAAGGUAUAGGUAAUAGAAUGAAAGGGUAUCAUCCUAUACAAACAACCUUGGCAGCAAUGAAUGGAUCACAGUGUGGAUAUUGUUCAGCUGGCAUGGUGAUGAAUCUUUACAGUCUCUUGAAGGACAAGAAACAUACAAUGAAAGAAAUCGAGAAUUCAUUUGGUAGUAAUAUUUGCCGAUGCACGGGUUACAGACCAAUAUUAGAUGCAUUCAAAUCUUUUGCUUCUGAUGCAUCACCCAAGUUAGUGGAGGCCGUUCAAGAUAUCGAAGAAUCGUAUAAAAUAAAAAUGUGCCCAAAAAAUGGUAUGCCUUGUAAAAAUGGAGAAAAUGGGCGAAUUUGUAGUCUGCAAAAUUCAACCCCUGUCUCGAUGAAAUUGGAAGACGCAGACUUCCACAAAGUACUUUCGGUCGAUAAUCUAUUCUCAACGUUUCAGAAAUAUUCGAAUUCUACUUAUAUACUGAAUGGUGGAAAUACGGCUCACGGUGUCUAUAGAAUUGUUAAACCAGAUCUUUAUAUCGACAUAAACGAUAUACCUGAUUUACGUCGAAUAGAAAAAACUGAAAAUUCUUUGAUACUUGGCAGCAAUGUGUCCCUCACGGUGGCAAUGAACACUUUCGAGAAAUAUUCAAAAGAUGAUGGCUUCCAAUAUUUACGUCAUUUGGCUCAUCAUAUUGAUUUAAUUGCAAGUGUGCCAGUCCGAAAUAUCGGUAGCAUAGCUGGUAAUCUCAUGAUUAAACACGCACACCAUGAAUUUCCAUCGGAUUUAUUCCUCAUACUACAAACUGCUGGUGCACGCAUACACAUACUCGAAAGUCCUGGAAAUAAGAUAGACAUGAAUUUGCUACAAUUUCUUGAAAGUGAUAUGAGACACAAGAUUAUAUACAGUAUUGUUCUUCCAACUCUCGGUAGCUCUUACGAAUUUAGAUCCUACAAGAUUAUGCCAAGAGCUCAGAAUGCCCAUGCCCAUAUUAACGCUGGUUUUUUAUUUAAAUUGGAUGGAAAUGGAAUAGUUUUAGAAAAACCCAACAUACUAUUCGGUGGAAUUCGACCAGAUUUUAUGCAUGCAGAAAAUACUCAAGAAUUUCUACUUAACAAAUCCAUAUUCGACAAGAACGUUAUCAAAUCUGCUAUCGACGUAUUGGACAAAGAAUUAAAUCCUGAUCACAUUCUGCCUGAUUAUUCUCCUGAAUUUAGAAAAACGUUGGCUGAAGGAUUAUUUUACAAGUUUAUAUUAAGUAUAAGAUCAGAAAACAUUGAUUCAAAACUUCGAAGCGGUGGGACAAUUUUAGAACGCGAAUUAUCAUCUGCUAAACAAGAUUUCAAUACGGAUAAAAAUAUUUGGCCACUGAACAAACCUAUUGCAAAAAGGGAAUCCAUUUAUCAGACCUCGGGAGAGGGACAAUACGUCAAUGAUAUAAUGCCUUUAAAAGACGAGGUUUUUUGUGCUUUCGUCUCAACUGAAGUGGCUAGUGGUAAAAUUGAAAAUAUCGAUGCUUCGAAAGCUUUGGAAAUGAAAGGAGUGGUGGCUUUUUAUACAGCAAAAGAUAUUCCUGGAAAAAAUAUAUUCAUCUCAAGUUCCAGUAAGCUGCAGAUGCUCAAUGAAGAUGAACUGCUAUUCGCGGAAGAUAAAAUUUCAUAUGCUGGACAACCAGUUGGAAUAAUAGUCGCAACUACUCAUGCUCUUGCAAAUGAAGCUGUAAAAAAAGUAAAAAUAACGUACACUGAUGCAUUGAAAACGAAACCAAUAAUAACCAUCGACGAUGCUUUAGCUUCUAAUGAUAAAACCAGGAUUUUCCAAACUGUGAAUGUUUCUGCCAAAAAUAAAGGUAAAAAUACGAAACACGUUAUUAAAGGCUCCUUCUCUCUUGGUCCUCAAUAUCAUUACACUAUGGAAACUCAAUCUUGCGUUUGCAUUCCGAUUGAGGAUGGUAUGGACGUUUUCGCAGCAACUCAAUGGAUGGAUCUUACUCAAGUUUCAAUUGCUCUUUGCCUAGGAGUUCAAAAUAAUAGCAUCAACAUUAGUGUAAGACGUUUGGGUGGUGCGUAUGGAUCAAAAAUUUCUCGAGCUACUCAAAUAGCUUGUGCAUGUGCUCUUGCAUGUCACAAACUUAAUCGACCAGCAAGACUCAUUAUGUCAAUCGAAAGUAAUAUGAUGAGCAUAGGCAAGAGAGUUCCAACCAAACAGGAUUACGAAAUCGGCGUGAACAAUAAAGGACGUAUUCAAUAUUUAAAUUCUAAUCAAUGGAGCAAUCUAGGUUGUUCUUUUAAUGAAGUGCAUGCACCAAUUGUAAUGCAUCAUAUGGAAAGCUGUUACGAUGCUACUAGAUGGACUUGCAAUGGUUACGAAGUUAAAACUGAUGUUCCAUCCAACACUUACGCUAGAGCACCAGGAUCUACCGAAGCAAUAGCUUUAAUAGAAAACAUAAUGGAACAUAUAGCUGCAGAAUUAAACAAAGAUCCUACAGAAGUUAAAUUGAUUAACAUGAAUGCAGAGGAUAAAGCUGUGUUAGAACCAAUGAUAGCAGAUUUGAAAAAAUCUGCUGAUUACGAUUCGAGGAAAAGAACAGUCGAAAUGUUUAAUAAUGAAAAUCGUUGGAAAAAGAAAGGAAUGGCAUUGGUACCAAUGAAGUAUCCUCUCAUGUAUUGGGGACAAUUUAAUGCUAUGGUUAGCAUUUAUGCACGUGACGGAACUGUCUCUGUUUCCCAUGGUGGAACUGAAUGCGGACAGGGUAUUCACACAAAAAUUUCUCAAGUAGCAGCAUAUAUUCUCGGUAUAGAUUUGGAACUUGUUAAAGUGAAACCCAGUGAUAAUUUCACUGCUCCUAAUAAUUCUGUCACAGGUGGAAGUAUCACAAGUGAAUCUUGUGCAUACGCAACUAUGAUGGCCUGCAAAGAACUUCUGGCAAGAUUAGAGCCUAUUAAGCAGGAAUUAAAAAAUCCUACUUGGCAGGAAUUAGUUAUGGCAGCAAAUAUGAAGGACGUUGAUCUAUGUGCUCGUUACAUGUUUACAGCGAAAGAUGCAACACCUUACAAAAUUUAUGGUGUAACUAUUGCAGAGGUUGAAAUUGACGUACUUACAGGACAACAUCUUAUACAAAGAGUUGAUCUGUUAGAAGAUACUGGUGUCAGUCUUAAUCCUGAGAUUGACUUAGGUCAAGUAGAAGGUGCUUUCAUCAUGGGAAUUGGAUAUUGGACUUCUGAAGAUUUGAUUUACGAUCCGAAAACUGGCGCAUUAACGAAUUAUAGAACUUGGAAUUACAAACCUCCUGGCGCUAAAGACAUUCCAGUUGAUUUUAGAGUUUCAUUUAGAAGGAAUACACCGAAUCGAUUAGGUGUAUUACGUUCUAAAGCAACUGGCGAACCUCCAUUGUGUAUGAGUUGUGUAAUUCCUUUUGCUAUUCGGCAAGCUUUAAAUUCAGCUAGAUCAGAAACUGGAAAAUCUGGCUGGUAUCAGCUAGAUGGUCCUGUGACAACAGAAAAAAUUCUUCUAACUAGUUUAACUAAUAAACAACAAAUGGUCUUAGAAGUUUAAUUGUAGUAGUGAUAUAUAAAAAUAAAGUAAUAUUUUUAAACAUAAAGAAUAGAUGUGCAUUAAAAAAAUAUUUUCACUUGUAUACACAUGUGUUUAUAAUAAGCUGUAGUGAAACAAUAAAGUUUAGAACAGGGCGUAUAUAUUCAAUAAUAUUUUGUACAAAACAAUGAAGAAUAAAUAUAUAACUUUGGUUGUUUGUUGGCCUUAA